Molecule: messenger RNA, 2146 nt
Organism: Mercurialis annua (annual mercury)
Lineage: Eukaryota; Viridiplantae; Streptophyta; Magnoliopsida; Malpighiales; Euphorbiaceae
Exons: 13
Coding region: 137-1753 (538 amino acids)
Biological process (GO): RNA 3'-end processing
Cellular component (GO): TRAMP complex; nucleolus
Molecular function (GO): poly(A) RNA polymerase activity; mRNA binding
Source: RefSeq, a predicted model, not a curated record
CUACUCAUUUUUUCCCUCACUUUCCUUCAAACCAAACAGACGAAAGAAAGCAAAAACCCUAACUUUAACCAACACCUUCUCUUUAAUACUCUUCACUAAUUCAAAAAAAUUAGAAAAAAAUUCAAAAUUCUUCCCAAUGGAUAAUAAUUCCCAACCAACAGAACCCUCAAUUCCUCUCUACAAAACCCUAAGUCCCCUCUCCCUCACCGUCCCCAUAACCACAGCUCCUCCGAAUGAACCUCCACCGUCCGAUGACGAUCGACUCAAUCCCUGCUCGGUUUUUCGCAAUGAAAUUUCUCUGUCUACUGGUGAUUGCGCCGCUCUAGAGUGUAUCGCCCCUGAUUUUUUCUCCCUUGAUGUUAAUGAUCAAGAGGAAAAAGCGGCCGAGCCGAAGACGCCGAGUUUAACAGGUGAAAUGCUGGCCCAAUCUCGGAAAUCGAAGAGUGUUGCGGUUUCAGAGUCGAAAUUGGAGAGUGUUAGUUGGUUUAGAGGGAAUAGUAAAUUUAUUAGUCCUAUGCUUCAAUUGCAUAAAGAGAUAGUAGAUUUCUGUGAUUUUCUUUCUCCUACUCCUGAGGAACAAGAGGCACGACAAACGGCAGUUAAAAGUGUUUUUGAUGUCAUCAAAUAUAUAUGGCCCAAAUGCAUGGUAGAAGUUUUUGGUUCGUACGAGACAGGACUUUAUCUUCCAACAAGUGAUAUUGAUGUGGUGAUUUUUCGGUCGGGUAUAAAAAUCCCACAAAUUGGUUUGCAGGCUCUUUCUAGAGCGCUGUCUCAAAAGGGUAUUGCUAAGAAAAUACAGGUGAUUGCAAAGGCUCGCGUGCCAAUUAUCAAAUUUGUUGAAAAACGAAGCUGCGUUUCCUUUGAUAUAAGUUUUGAUGUGGAAAAUGGACCAAAAGCUGCAGAAUAUAUUAAGGAUGCAGUUUGCAAAUUGCCUGCCCUACGACCAUUAUCUUUAAUCUUGAAAGUGUUCUUACAACAGAGAGAGCUGAAUGAGGUAUUCUCUGGUGGCAUUGGUUCUUAUGCUUUACUUACGAUGCUCAUGGCAGUGUUAAAGAAUCUGAGGGAGUGCCGGAUUUCAUCCGAACAUAAUUUGGGAAUUCUUCUGGUGCAUUUUUUUGACAUAUAUGGACGCAAGUUGAAUACCACUGAUGUUGGUGUAUCGUGCAACGGGGAUGCCACCUUCUUUUCAAAGCGUAGGAAAGGGUUUGUGAAUAAAGGACGACCAGGCCUCAUUUCGAUCGAGGAUCCACAGGCACCAGAGAAUGACAUUGGGAAGAACUCUUUCAACUAUUUCCAGGUCAGAUCAGCCUUUUCAAUGGCCUUUUCAACUUUGACUAAUCCAAAGACCAUCUUAAGCUUGGGUCCAAACAGGAGCAUUCUUGGUACCAUAAUUAGACCCGAUCCCAUUUUACUGGAGCGCAAAGGAGGGCGCAAUGGGGACGUAACUUUCAGUAGCCUGUUACCUGGAGCUGGGGAGCCAAUACAGUCUCAUUAUGACCACCAGGAGAUUUUAGGCAACUGGCAGUUGGAUGAUGAUGAAGGAGAUUUGCCAAGGGGAGGUAGAAUUGCUGAAGAUGGUGGGGCCGAGUCCUCUGGUAAGAAAAGGAAAUCUUCUUCUAAAGACAAACAUGCUAAAAGAGAGGAAAAUGGCCAUGCGGGGAAUGUCGGCCGUGAAGAAUCUGGCUCGAGGAAGGACAGGAAGAGACCGCGAUGGAGACAUAACCGUGAUAGAACCAAUGGGUUUUCCUAUUGAGGUUCAUGGAUCCUGCCAAUCUCUACAUAGCUGUUUGCAAGCGUUCAUCUUCAGCAUGUGUCCGGAGACUGUUCAUCAGUUUUUUUAUGUGUGGGCGAAGGAUUUCCUACAAUCACUGAAAUGGUAAACCAUUAUCGGGUUGCUUGCCGCUAAUGACAUGUUCGCAUUUUCAAACAGCGGCUAAAGACAAGAUUGUAAGAUGGUAGGUUAGCUAGCCGGUUUCGAGCCUGCAAUCAGUGGCUUGAAUCUGGCCAAAUUUUGCCUUUCAUACAUGCUCAAUCCUUUGUGGUGAGACAAAUUUUGGAGCACAAGCAAUUAGCAACACAAUUUGUUAAGAGUGAUUUUUGUUGUACCAUUAAAUGCAGUUAUAUAUUACCAUUUAAUUUUUAUUAA